Messenger RNA from Ipomoea triloba (trilobed morning glory), 1251 nucleotides. Its product is annotated as calcineurin B-like protein 3. Gene Ontology annotation, biological process: calcium-mediated signaling. Gene Ontology annotation, molecular function: calcium ion binding; kinase binding. The coding region runs from base 226 to 900 and encodes 224 amino acids. NCBI's taxonomy places the organism in Eukaryota, Viridiplantae, Streptophyta, Magnoliopsida, Solanales, Convolvulaceae. The transcript is spliced from 10 exons. The record is from RefSeq and is a predicted model, not a curated record.
AUUUGACAACGAUUCUUGCUUGUAGUUCUCUUGCCUUGUAUUUACCAAUCAUUAGCUUCAGGAAGCAACGGUAGCAGCAGAAGUUAUCUCUGACUCUGUCUCUCAUCACCAUUUCUCUCUAAAAUUUCAGGUCGACCGCAACAUAGCAUUCAGAGUUCCGCGUUCAGCUAGAAGAGCCAGAGAAUGAUCAAAAGGUAUGGAGCAUUUUGAUACACAGGAGAUACCAUGUUGCAGUGUUUUGAUGGAAUAAAACAUUUGGGCACUUCCCUACUACGUUGCUGUGAUCUUGAUAGACAACCACGGGGCCUUGAUGAUCCUGAAAUCCUUGCACGAGAGACCGUGUUUAGUGUCAGUGAAAUUGAGGCACUCUAUGAGCUAUUUAAAAAGAUCAGCAGUGCUGUGAUUGAUGAUGGCCUGAUAAACAAGGAAGAGUUUCAAUUAGCGUUAUUUAAAACAAACAAAAAGGAAAGCUUAUUUGCUGAUCGGGUGUUUGAUUUGUUCGAUACAAGGCAUAAUGGAAUCCUGGGUUUUGAGGAGUUUGCUCGUGCACUAUCUGUUUUUCAUCCAAAUGCCCCUAUUGAUGAUAAGAUUGAAUUUUCUUUUCAAUUAUAUGAUCUCAAGCAACAAGGUUACAUUGAGAGACAAGAGGUGAAGCAAAUGGUGGUUGCUACCCUAGCUGAAUCUGGUAUGAACCUUUCAGAUGAUGUUAUUGAGAGUAUCAUUGACAAGACAUUUGAGGAAGCUGAUACAAAACACGACGGGAAGAUUGAUAAGGAGGAAUGGAGAAGUUUGGUCUUGCGACACCCUUCACUUUUGAAGAAUAUGACCCUGCAGUACCUCAAGGACAUAACCACCACUUUCCCAAGCUUCGUCUUUCACUCAAGGGUUGAGGAUUCGUGAUAGAAGAAUCAUGCAGUUAUAUGAGGUUGUUUAUGGAAUAGGAGUUUCUUUGUUUCCCUCCCCAGCCAUUUUGCUGUAUCAUUUCAGAGUCACAUUAAAAGUGAGUAUUUGAUUUGUGUUUGGUGUCUGUUUUUCUAUUUCAAGUUAAAUGAUUUGUUAUUCUUUUGUUGUGACAAGUGAUUAUGUAUAUUUGAGCGAGUGAUGUAAUUCAUAUCUUGCCAUCUUGAGACACCCACUGGUAUACUUUGGAAUUUGGAUGUAAUGAUGUAUAGUACAGAAAUAGCAGUGAGGUUCUUAUAUUAUAUGGUUUUUUUUUUGAAUUUGAUUGUAUUUCAAUUAAAUAUGAUGUAA